AUGUCGGGCAGCGGGGUCAAGAAGGAGGUGAAGGAAGAGUCGGCUGUGGCUACAAUAGCCCCCAAACCAUCCCCCAAACGAGCCAAAAUUUGUGAUUUUGGUUUGGCGGAGAAGUGGGAUGACACCAAGUCUUGCCGAGAACUACUACGUGAAAAUGGGAAACUUAUUCGGUGGCUUAGUGAGGAGCAGGUCAAUGUAUUCAAUUUGGAGACUUUGGGGCUGAACUCCCGAUUGAUGUGCACAGUUGUGGACUACCACUGUUCUCGGACAACUGUUGUGAAAGCUCCCCCCAUCGAUUUCUUGAAAGCCCAGGUAUGGAAGUUCCAGACUCUCAUGUCCAAGCCCCUGGAUCCAGUUGGAAUCCACCACGAUGCAUGGGGAAUCAAGAAACUGUUUUCCUAUUCUUUGAGAAGGACUGGAAGUGACAGCCGCUACUCUUUGGAUGAUGGCAGUCCCAAUCGCCGAGCUGCUGGUGUUUCAGAGUACUACGAGAUCAUGUACAAGUAUUGGGAAGCUCCUCUGAAAGCCCUUCAAGACCAACAUCGGGAAAAGGCCAAGGCGAAGGGUAUCAAGGAGGUUGAAGUGAUUCCGGAUGAUGAUGAUGGUGACUUGGAAACUCUUGAAUCCAUCUCCCUGCAGCAAGCGCGACGGGGAAUUGUGAUUGAGGGAGUGAUUGUGAUCGAGGAUGGUGGUGAUGUUGGUGCGAAGCUGGGUGGGAAUCCGAAGAACAACAAUGAAGAAAUGAAGUCUGGGGCAAGUGGGGAAAGUGUGGUGGAGAAGCCAAAGCCCUUGGGAGGGGUUGAGGUUUCUGAGACGCCGCCCGCUGCACGAACCAGAAGCCCUAAAAUCCCUCUCAACAUCGAUGACGUGUUGAACCCGCCUGGUUUGCCGCAUCUUGGACCCUAUGACCUUCCUGGGAAACCGAACGCGUUAAGGGCCCCGAGUCAAGCUGGUGCAUGUGAGGCACGGAUCCAAGCUCUUCAGCAAGCUUUGCAGAAGAAGCGAGAGGCCAACAACCGUGCUUUGCAGAGAUCAGCUUCAGCAUGUGCCCUACCUGAUCCAAGCAUUCAGCAGACCCUUGACUAUGAUCCUGAAGCAGCCUUUGCGGAGUUUACCGCCUCCCAGCCUGAACCUGUCGAUACCCCAUCCCCAUCAGACCCUGACUUUGUUUACAAGACUGAGAAUUCCUAUUGGAAGGUGGAGCGGGAUCAGGAAGAGCGCCUUCAUCGCCUUGAGAAGCUGCAAUCGACAGGAUCUACAUCUCUGGACUCAGAGAGUGAUGACAUGGUAGUUCCACCUGACCAGCGCACAACACCUGCCGCACCUCAGAACAAUGGCCAGGACCUUGAACCGCCCAAACUUUCCAACUUCGUCAAGUCCGAUCCCAUCGACGCCAAGUCCAAUCCCAGUGAUGCCCACAUGAAGGAGGAGACUACGGUUCCCGAGAGCAACCACAUCCAGCCCGGGGAUGGUACGAUCACUGAGCCCAAUGGUGUUGGGAUCGCUGAGCCCAAGGAUGUGGAGAUGGUUAAGCCCAAGGAUGUGGAGGUUGUUGAGCCCAAGGAUGUUGAGGUUUCUGAGCCCGAGGGUGGUGGUGGGAUCAAUGAGGCGGGGCAGGUUGUUGAACCAAUGGGUGAAAAUGAUGACAUGGAGAUUGUGGAGCGCAAGGCCGAGAUCCCCGAGGAAAACACUGUGAUUGUCGAUGAUGAAUGUGAGAUGACAGUUCCGCCCAAAGACCCCUUGAUGAAAACGCAUCCUACAAACCCCCAGACCAUGGCAGUGACUCAGGACACUGUUGUCUCGUUGCUUGAAGAGAUGCUCAAGGAUGGCAUGGAUCUUAGCCAGGCCAUUGCCCAGUUGAAGAAUGGAAAUUCAGAGAGCAUGGAGCCCGGAGAUGAGACAGCCCCAGUAGUCACCCGCAUUGACCAGUUCAAGGGCAAGUCAGCAGUAGCAGCCUCUGAACCUGGCAAUGGAGAGGGUGAACCGUCAUUGCCCGAUGCCCCCGAGCCCAAACGCAAGGGAAAAGGCAAGGGGAAAGGCAAGGGAAAACCCAAGGCGAAAGCCAGUCCCAAGAAAAAAGCAUCAGCAAAGGCAAAGGCAGCUGGGAAGAAGCCAGGCAGACGUCCCCGGGUCAAGAAGAAUGGCAAGGAAACUGAGGAAGAUGAUCUGGAGGAACAGAACGCUGAAUCAGAGGUUGAAGAUGACUCCAAGGAUGACUCGAAGGAUGACUCCAAGGAUAACUCCAAGAAUGGCUCCAAACCUCCCCCGACCGGAAAGGUUGAAAAGCCUCGCAAGACCAAGAGACCUGCAGAGCCCAUGGACGAGGAGGACAAGAACAAGUCCCCAAAGAAUGAGACGAAGAGCUUUGCUCGCAGACCUUGCCCCGCAACAUCCCCUGCCAAGGACAAGUGGUUCGCAAUCAGCAAUGCCUUCCGCAGUGAGGCCCAGCAGAGGAUCUUGGAUUCCGGGGACACACCGUCAAAGUGGGAGGAGCCUUUUUGGAACAUGGUCCAGAAAGCCUACAAGAAUCACGAGGGGAAAGGCGAUGGCCCUUUGGAGAUCAAGGAGUAUGGGAGGAUCGCAUCCAGCUGCGUCCAGAACUUGCUUUCGCUGGUGGUCAUCUUUCUGGUCCUCCUGGUCGCAUGGAUGGAGGACCCCGACAACAUCACCAUCAAGAAGGACAUCGAAGUUAUCGAGUACUUUGCAGGAGUUGGCCGUAUUGCGCAGGUGGCAAAUUACGCGGGAUACUGCGCGGUGGGCUUUGAUAUGACAUGCCUCUUGAUGGUGCUGAUCAUAUGUGCUGGUGGCACUUUUGGCAUGGAGAACCCGGCCAAUUCAUUGGUUGCGCUCCAGGGCAGGUUUGUUUGGCUCGUGAAACUACUUGAGAAGUUUGGCAUUUGGGUGUUCAAAACUAGCUUCUGGAUGCGGAAGCACUUGGCAGCCACAUGGAAGCGCAAUAUACAUAUCGAUUUGCCCGCCAUGUGGUGGAACUCUUCCCUGGUUUUAUUGCAGACCAACCUUUCAUGAAGCUUCCCCCUGUCUCGGAGAAGACGGUCCUGGAAUUGUUUCAAGAAGCUCGUUUUGAGGAGCUUUGGGAUGAAUGUAGCGAUUUGAAAGAUGUGAUCAUUUAUUGCCGGGGAAGCAAAAGGCUGCGGAUCCCUGAAUCUUGGCGAUCCGCACUCCCAACGGAACUCUAACCCUUGGGUCUCCUCACUGUGGUGGG
Molecule: messenger RNA, 3223 nt
Organism: Cladocopium goreaui
Lineage: Eukaryota; Dinophyceae; Suessiales; Symbiodiniaceae
Source: the annotation of a GenBank genome assembly